Messenger RNA from Paraphaeosphaeria sporulosa, 720 nucleotides. RefSeq lists its product as uncharacterized. The transcript has a single exon. The coding region runs from base 95 to 550 and encodes 151 amino acids. The record is from RefSeq and is a predicted model, not a curated record. NCBI's taxonomy places the organism in Eukaryota, Fungi, Ascomycota, Dothideomycetes, Pleosporales, Didymosphaeriaceae.
ACCCGUGUAAUCAGCAUGUUCUUGCCUAGGCAGUCAGUUUGUCAACUGACUCCAGCAGCAUAGUCGAGACUACUCAAGACAAUGUCUAAAACGGAUGAAACACAGACAAGAGAAGAGUGUCUUAGACAACACCAAGACCCCAGCCCUCUCCGCCUGCCGAGCCAUCCCCGCACUCGGUCAGCUCGCGCCACUUUUACCCAUCACUUAUUAUACGCCGGCGCCAGCCAGCCCGGCAAAGCAAGCCUUCGGCAUGCCGACUAACCCGAUGGCUCACCACGCAGUGGCACACGCAGUGGCCUACUCAGCAGUUCUGGCUCACCACCACGGUUGCACGACAGCAGAGGACGAUAGUUCUGUUUAUAGACCCGGGGGGUCCAGACCACACUGCGAGGCUUUGGCGCUCUACGCGCGGUGCUUAUACCCAGGCGCAUAUGACAGCGGUUCUGUGCCCGGGUCUUGGGUCGGAUCGUCGCGGACCCUUUGUGCAGCGUUGGCGGCCGGCAGUUGGGAGGAGCUCGUACGGCGUCCUAUGAGGGGAGUGCGGCGUUGAUGAGACGGUGUAGCGUGACAUGAGGUCGUUUAGAGACUGACAGGCUGUGGGUGAAGGAUAGCUGUUCAACAAGUCGAGUAUACUCACGAGAAGAACUCAUUGUAAAGCUGUGUACGAGGGUGACAUAUUCUUACGAUGACUUUCAGCGCCCCUCUCUUAAAGCGGCGUGG